Molecule: messenger RNA, 1890 nt
Organism: Lachancea thermotolerans CBS 6340
Lineage: Eukaryota; Fungi; Ascomycota; Saccharomycetes; Saccharomycetales; Saccharomycetaceae
Gene: RLM1
Product: Rlm1p
Exons: 2
Coding region: 1-1890 (629 amino acids)
Biological process (GO): positive regulation of transcription by RNA polymerase II
Molecular function (GO): DNA-binding transcription factor activity, RNA polymerase II-specific; protein dimerization activity; RNA polymerase II cis-regulatory region sequence-specific DNA binding
Source: RefSeq, a predicted model, not a curated record
AUGGGCAGGAGAAAAAUAGCCAUCGAGCCCAUCCUGGACGAGCGUAACCGCACCGUAACCUUCAUCAAACGGAAGGCCGGCCUGUUCAAGAAGGCCCACGAACUCGCGGUGCUCUGCCAGGCGGACGUCGCCGUGAUCAUCCUCGGCGCCAACAACACGUUCUACGAGUUCUCGUCCGUCGAUGCAAACGACCUCAUCCGGCACUACCAGAACGAUGAGCUCCCGCACGACGUGAAGGGCCCCGCCAACUACGGCAACUACACAAAGAAAGACCGCGUGGUCAUACACGGCAAGAACCGCAAGCGUGGCGGCGCGGCGCACGCCGCGGCCGCGCGCGCCAGCCGCAGCGCCAGCCACAGCAUCGAGGGCUCCCGCCCGGGCACGGGAGCCCACGGCGUGGCGCCGGACAGCAGCAGCGGCGGUGGCACUGCUGCCGCCACCGCUCUCGGCAGCAAGCGCGGCGCCGGCAGCGACAGCCACGACGGCCACGACGACCACGACCACGACAACGACCACGACCGCGACGACGACGACGAUGACGAAGACGACGACGACGAAAAUAGCAACAGCAACAAUGGCGCUGAUGCCAGCGACGCACAGGCGUCCGGUCCUCGUGCGCCGCACCAGCAGCAGUUCCCUAAGAGACCCAAGACCGCCGCCGCGGCCUCCAACCCGGGCUUCAACCCACUCCAGCAACAGGUCCAGCGCCAGUUCCACAACCUCUACGCCGUCGCGUCCGGUUCCGAACGCACGUCCAACUUUAGCACGCAGCCGCCGUCCUCCUUCUCCCGCAGCACCCUACCGAACAUCUACCCGCACGGCCCGGGCGGCGUCGCGGCGGCUACAGCCUCGAACCCGAGCCCCGGCCGCAAUUUCGCUCAAACUCAAAGCUUCCGGUCGAACUCCAUCCCGCUGCCCUUCGACCCAAGUCCUCGCGAUAGCAUGCAAGUACCGUCUUCAACCGCCGCACCUGUCCAUAUAGAUCGAUCAUAUUCCAUAUCCCACUCGCGAUCCAGCACCAACACCACUGCGACAAACAGGCCCGCCCUGAGGGUUCAGAUUCCGUCCAGCACCGGCGUCGCCAUCAAGAGCGAGCCCUCAUCGGCCUCCUCUCCGUCCCAUCCCGCUUCGACGUCUCAGUUCACCAGGCGCAACGACGGUCACAUCGAGCUGCCGCACCCCGGCGUCUCGAAAGUCACGACUCCAGUAUCGGCAAGUGGCGCCGCCCCUAACAUUGGGUUCGAUAGGCUUGACAAGACCCAUGGCGUUCUACCGUCUGCGUCCUCGAUUGGGGGUGCGGGCGCGGGUGCAGGGCCUGGAUUUCUGUUCAAUGGCCUGCCCUCGGCGCUCAACGCGUCUCCAUCAAUCCAGCAGUAUUUCGCGACACCCUUACAGCAUAGUUCCGCUGGAGGCAACGGUUUGAUGGCCACCUCCAAUGGCGUCUCCCACCCCCAUGGGUAUAUUAUGCACAAGCAGAUACAUAUGGCUCAACAGCAAAAACAGCAGCAGCAGCAGCAACAACAGCAGCAGCAGCAACAACAGCAACAGCAGCAACAACAGCAACAGCAACAGCAAGCAGAUUCAGCUUCCGGUCCUAUGUCAGGCCUGCUCCCGUCAAAAUUCGCCAACGACAUGAUGAUGCCGUCGCCUAACAUGUCAAUGUCCAUGUUUCAAGACUGGGGUUUCCAACGAGCUGCUGCUCAGAACAAUGCCGCUGUUGGGACUGGGGGUCAGCCGCCCACGGAUAGCAACGCAAGUAGCAGCGCUGCUCCCCAAGCACAAAAUAACGGAAGCAGCGGGCUGACGCCGUACAUCAAUGUCAACCAAACCCCGUUGACGAACAAGUAUUUUGUGUUUGAAGAGCCUAACAGCGAAAAGAAUAAAAAGUAG